Molecule: messenger RNA, 1407 nt
Organism: Sodiomyces alkalinus F11
Lineage: Eukaryota; Fungi; Ascomycota; Sordariomycetes; Glomerellales; Plectosphaerellaceae
Exons: 1
Coding region: 1-1407 (468 amino acids)
Source: RefSeq, a predicted model, not a curated record
AUGAACCACAACACUCUUUUUUUGAGCACCUGCUUUGAUACCAUCGAAGAGUCCAACAGUGACGAUCAAGCACGGGUUUGGAUCCGCAAAGCGUCAGAUGCAAAGAUCGACUUGGCAAGAUUCGUCGCCGACCGCCGAGGUAAGGGUCGAGCCACCGAGGUCGUCGGCUUCCUCAAAGGCUCGUUCAAUCUGGGCUUCCGUAUCAGAUUCGAGGAUGACGGACCAGACGCCAUUAUCCGUUUCCCGAAGCCCGGUCACAUCUCCACGGUCUUUCUAGAGGAGAAGCUCAUCAACGAAGUACGCGCUAUCGAGUACAUACGCCAGAACACCACAAUCCCGGUUCCUUUUAUACAUAGUUGGGGUUUGGCCAACGAGAGUCCCCAGCAGCUCGGCCCCUUUAUCAUCAUGGACUUUGUAGAGGGCACUCUGGCCUCGAGAAUCCUCCAAAAACCAACCGAUGAUGAGCAGCAAGAAAUAAUGCUGAAUCCGGACCUGGACAGUUUCGUGCUGGAUAAGUUCUACCGGCAGGCGGCCGGGUACUUACUCCAGUUAUCUCGACUCGAGUUCAAGCGCAUUGGUGCUAUUUCAAAAGAGCUUGGAGAUGGUGGGUGGUCCUCCUCCAGGAGGCCCCUCACAUACAACAUGAACGAACUGGCGACGUCUGCAGGCUACCCGACAGACGACUUUCCUACCGCGAGCUUUGCCCACGCUAGCGACUUCUUCAAGCACGUGGCCCAUGAGCACCUGACGCACCUACACACCCAGCGAAACCUCGCGGCCAGCCCCGAGGUCGCUCGCGCUCGCUAUAUCGCCCGGCAUCGCUACCUUCAGCUCGUCGAUCACUACUGCAGCGCCGAAGACGACGCGGGCCCUUUCAUACCAUUCUGCGACGAUUUCCGGCCAGCAAACAUGCUUGUGAACCCCAAGACGUUAGAGAUCACGGCCGUGCUCGACUGGGAGUUCACUAACGCUAUGCCCGCGCAGUUUUCGUACGACCCGCCCUGGUGGCUACUGCUGGCCGACCCCGGCAGCUGGGUCGAUCGUAACGCGGUGCAGGAUUUCCGAGACCUCUACGAGCCUCGGAUGGAGCAGUUCCUUCGAGCGCUCGAGGCGGUGGAGGGAGAAGAACGCUGGGACGAUCGCGGACACGACCGGCGGCUCUCGGUGCGGAUGCGUAGAUCGUGGGAGACCGGUCGGUUCUGGUUCAACUUCGCGUCUCGAAAGAGUUAUGAUGUCGACACGAUCUACUGGAGGGUGCUACACGACGGUGGCGACGCAGCCGAGCUGCUCGACCCAGAGGUGCGCGCCGAAAUGGAUGCAGAGGUGGAGAAGAUGACGCAGCUCCGAGAGUACAGGGAGGAAUGCGCCGUACGUUUCCCUGUUGAGAAAGUCAACGAGAGGGAGUAA